Molecule: messenger RNA, 4530 nt
Organism: Botrytis fragariae
Lineage: Eukaryota; Fungi; Ascomycota; Leotiomycetes; Helotiales; Sclerotiniaceae
Exons: 2
Coding region: 1-4530 (1509 amino acids)
Source: RefSeq, a predicted model, not a curated record
AUGGGGUUUCGAUCCAGCCCAGCCCGACCAUCCGUUUGUGCUUUGCUGACGGAACCCAAAUUAUCAGAGAUCGUUGUUCAUCUAACAUUCGCCUCUUCGUCACUUUCGAGAGCAAUACACGCUUUAAGGAAGACAAUAAGCCAUAACAAGCUCUCCAAUGCAAGAUUCCAGCAAUCCAUAUCCAGCACCCUUAAAAUAGUGACAAGAAAACACAAACUUCAUCCUUGGAAAUUCAUUAACGUCGAGCUAAAUUUCGAAGGGGCAGAAUAUAUACCAUUAAUUGACGAAAUACUGAAGGACAUUUUGAGAGAUUUUGCCUGUAAUUUGGGACAUUUCGAAGGAUGUCCUGUUUCCGUGGGUACUUCUCGGUUCCUGCCAGGUAGUGGCUCUUACGUUCGUGGAUUGGUGAAUCACGAUGAACUACUCCAUUACAUUCCUCGGCCUCGCAUAUUCAAUGGGUAUUCAAUUCGACAAGUAAACUCUACGGAACCUUCAAAUGCCAAUUCCACUCCCUGUAGCGAAGCUGAUGCAAAAAUUGCGCAAUUUACUUCAAUCGGUCUUCGAUUAAGUGGUAUUAAGCUACGUGGAGAUUGCCAUGAACCCUCAACAUCUGCGCAAGAAUCCAGUUCGGAUUCGACAUCAAACAAUGGCUCAGGGGAAAAGCCUCAUGUAAAAUCAGCUUUCUCCGAACUCUCUGAAGAGCUCAAUAGGCAAUCUCAACAGCUAAUACAGAAACCACUAAUACCUCAAAACAUGAGAGCAGCUGCUAAGGGACAGCUAGCAACUGAUGAGCAAACGAUGCAGGAUCACCAGAUGAGGAAGAUGCAGAUGCUGGCCAAUGAUAAGCAUUUCAACUAUCAAAUACCUACACACAUGACAGCCACUAUGAAGGACGAGCCUAUAGAAACUACUAACUCUAAUGAUUCAGAUGAAGGUGGAGUCUCAAUAUAUAUAAAACUAACCCCGGAUUGCUUUGAGGUGGUCAAAGACUGGGUAGAACAAGUUGAGACGGAACGAAAAGAUACCAAAAAGAAGUCAUGUUCAUACCCUUUGCAAAAUGACAACUCUGGUACAAUUUUUGAAUGGCCAUGGGUUCAAACCGAGCUAAAUGGAGCUUCGCAGUGCCCUGCCGUGGUAGAGAGCUUCAUUCUAGAAGUUGAUUCCAGACCAGACAGUGAGGAAGCAGCUUCUCCCAUUUCAGAAAGCAUUCUAUCCAAGGCAAGUCCGGAAAAAUUAGCUUCAGCUGGCGUCGGGAGCGUAACAAGUUUCGAGACUCCUUGUAAUGCUCUACUCGCAGCAGAUGUCAAAGAAUCAACUUCACCUAUUUCAAGAUGCCUUCCUCAUCUUCGUGGAGGAGAUGCUCCAAACAGAAACAGUUUCAAACAAUACUUAAAGAGAAUCACCGAGAGGACUUCCUAUCACAACUCUCAGCAUGAUGUAGAUCUUGGUUAUGGUGGUUCUAGCUUUGCCGCGGAAUUAUUUCCCGAGUACGAUCCAACGGUAGACUUGACGUAUCUAAGCGAUUGCGAUGGUAUCUAUCGGAUUGAUACAAUAUGCGGCAAUCGAGGCAAUGAUCCCCAUGACAGAUCUAUCGUCAAACUCAACCCUGAAGAUUUAACCCAAGGUAAUCGCCUCGAAAGCUCGAGCGCCGAAUCUCAAUCAGAAUACCAUUACGGCUCCACACAGAAUCUCGACAUCAGCAAUAGUUCUACGUAUUCAUACGCUGGCCCUGAAAUAAAUGAUUUGCAAUUCAGGGGAAAACCCAGAAAUACGGCUGAGAGUGUUUCGAUUAAUAGCCCAUCAAAGUCAGCAAAGGCUACCCACAAACGCGAUAAGUUGCGUGCUAUGGUGGAAAUUCCUCUGAAAUCUAUCAAAGAUAAAUUUUGUUGCGAGAAAUACAAGAAACAACCCUGGAACAAUAAGGCUGGAAAUAGUGAUGAGUACGAAGGUAGUGAAGAAAUUAGCGAUAAAUUUGAGAGGCCGUUAGAAACUAUGGAAGGAGAAGAAAGGGAAAAGGAAAGGGAAUCUUCGGGAGAAGAAUUUCAAAUAUAUGAGCGGUAUGCUGUACAUGCCGGAGCGGGCGGAGGCCCAUACUUGAAAAAAGCGUACCGGUAUCCAUGGCCGAAAUUUAAUAACCAUCUCAAAAUUGCGACAAAGAUAAAAGGGUUGGAGCCGAAUUCACAUGUUAUUAAAGGACUACUUUCUAAAGACUGCGCCGAGGAGCAUCACUCCAGCAGUCAUGAUAAAGAAUCGGAACCGACAGAGAUCCAUGAGUUGGGAUUCAAAGACGAGAUUCAAAAGAAAGAGAAUAGACUCAGUGUAAAGACAAGCUAUCGGCUGAUAACGCAUUCCAUCCUCAAGACAAAGGUUGCUAAGGGCAUAACACAAAAAAGAAGGAAUUUGGCACGAAUUGCUCAAAGCCAAUUGUUUUGUGACUCAUCGCCUGACUUCAAGCCCUACGGACCGACAGUAAUUCAUUUGACGAAUAUAACUCAGUUAAGAGGAGGGAGUGGGAACGAAACUGAGGCUAGAUUUUUUAAGAAAAACAGGCUGAGGUUCGCCCGAUUGUUAAGAAAUCGUUCAGAAAGUGAAGGGGCAGUAGCGGGACCUGCUCCAAUAGCGACGAGAAAUGAUAUACCUGGAAUAGAAGAUGGACUGCAAAGACAUCAUCGAGAUGACAGUGGUGUUUCAGGAAUGGGGGAUGAGCAAAGUCGAGAUAAAGAUGAAUCUGUGGAAAAUGAAACUCCACGACAAGUCGUCAACCUUUCAGAACAGGGAGCACAAACUAUUGAGACGGUUAGAGAGGUUGAUUCGGAUACUUCGGAGGAAACUGGAAAUGCAGCACAUUCCGAACAUGUUGAGCAUGUUGAAGAUAUUGAGUCUCCGAAGUCUUCCGAGCCUGAACGAGUUCCAAGACAACGACCUGAAAGGCAACAAGAAGAACAUGAGAUGGAACAUGAGACGCAACGGCGUUUCAGAAAUGAGCUUUUAGAUACAUUGUGGAAAUUUCUUUCUCUUAAAGAGGAAAUCUGGUUCAAGCGCAAUGCUAUCAUACGUGGCGCUCCUAGUUCUAAGCACAACUUCGAAGCACAGCUUACCGCCGAUGAGGUAAACGAUAUACGCCAAUAUGUACAGAACAGUUGCGAAAUGGUAGAUCUGAGCAACGAACCGCGCGAUGCCGUUACUUUCCCCAAUUUGGUUACACGCGCAAAUAAUCAUUUAUUAAGGGCACGCCGCGUGCGGGAAAUCUUUGAUAAUUGGUAUACAAGAGAGGGACAACAGCAAAGACAAGAUGUUUCUUCUCCUAACGCGCGUGAAGGAUCUUCGGAUACUGACAAACCCACUCAGGUUACGGCAAGAGAUGCGGGAGUCUUGGAUAAUUGGCCUUUUGCAGCAGCUCCAAGUGAGAAUUUUAGGCGUGAAAGAAAUACGAGCGAGACGGGUGCAGAUUUCCCAAGAACUUCUUCUGAUACUCAAUUAUUUCGUAGAAGGUCUUCACUAAUCUUAGCUCCACUUCCGGAUUUAUACCCAGCGCCUUACCCUGGUCAAGCAUUUCGGGGUGAAACACGUGGUGAAUCUUCAAGAAGCGGCGCUGGUGGAAACGAGGGCAGUAGCAUUACUGAGAAGAUAGACGUCUUGAGGGCUAAGAAUAACAUUGCUUCGAAAGCUUCACCCUAUGCAUCCAGUAUUAGUACUACGGAUAGUAAGGGAACUACGCAAGGCGGUAUGCCUAACUGUCAUGAACAAAACGAGGAUCAUGUAUACCAGGAGCCCAUUCCCGAAGAAAUCAUGCGGAGACUUCGAGACUUGGGAGCCUCGCGUGUUGAAGCUGUUAAUCUUCUCAACGCUACUGCUGGCAAUGCUGAUCGUGCGGCUCAAGUUCUGCAAGAGGAAAAUCCGCUCGAGCAGGAAGAUAUGAGGAAUUUGCUUGUGGAUCCGGAGAAUGAUCUGCAUCAGGUUGUGGUGGUGACGGGUGUUCCGCCCCGGAGAGCCUUUUUGGCUUUGCUUGUUAGUGAAAGUGAUGUUGGUGGGGCGAUUGAUCUUUUAACGGGUGAGGCGAUUGGUGCGACGAUGAAUGAUGAGAUGCCAAUUGAUGAGGUCAUUAGCGAAGAGGAUAGUGGAAAUGCAUCGAGUGGUAAUGAGAUGAAGAAAGAUAGGGAAGGAGAGGAGCGUGAGAAGAGUAGUAGUGAAGGGUCGGAUGUGGAAGUUGCUGAAACGGGGGAGGGAUUCGAGCCUCUUGCUAGCGAGACAGGAGAUAACGAGGGGGGAGAUGAGUUUCGGGAGGGUAAGAGUGAAAGAACGGAUGUUGACGCUGCUGAAUCGGAUGAGGAAUACCAGCCUCUUAUUGACAACACGGAGAACGACGAUGAGGAUGAUGUACACGAUGACGAAGAUAACAUAGACAAAGAUGGAUACGCUGACACAGAUGACAAUGAAGAUGAUAGUACAGGCGAGGUUCCCACUAUUGAGGUGGCGAUGGUACUUUCUUCUCGUAAAGGAAAAGAAAGAGCAGAGGGGUACAAUCUUUGA